Callorhinchus milii (elephant shark) is the source of this 2924-nucleotide messenger RNA. It is a transcript of the gene adamts5, whose product is annotated as A disintegrin and metalloproteinase with thrombospondin motifs 5. Gene Ontology annotation, biological process: proteolysis; extracellular matrix organization. Lineage: Eukaryota; Metazoa; Chordata; Chondrichthyes; Chimaeriformes; Callorhinchidae. The coding region runs from base 1 to 2808 and encodes 935 amino acids. The record is from RefSeq and is a predicted model, not a curated record. Gene Ontology annotation, cellular component: extracellular matrix. Gene Ontology annotation, molecular function: metalloendopeptidase activity. The transcript is spliced from 9 exons.
AUGAUAGAGUCGUCGAGCCUAGUGCGGGAGAGGACAGUGGCAGGGUUGAACACCAAGCAAGGGAGAAGGGAGACAGUAGGACCUUUUGAAGAGGGACCGCCGGGCGCGGCGGCGGCGGCGGCGGCGGCGGCGGCGGCGACCGCCGGGACCGGACCGGAGCGCACGACACCGGGCGCGCCCCCCGCGCCCCCGCCCUGGGCCGAGCGCGGGUCGGUGCGGGACCUGGUCCGGUUGGACGUCCCGGGCUCCGGCCACGGGCUCGGACGGGCCGCCUACCGGGUGGUCCUGGCCGACGGCCGGACCUUCGGGCUGGACCUGAGGAGGGACCCGGAGAGGGGCGGCCGCUGCCGGUACGCGGGCACCGUGGACUCGGACCCGCUGUCGGCGGCUCGCCUGGACCUGUGCGGGGGUUUGAGCGGAUGGUUCGCCGUGGGCAGCCGCCGCUACCGCCUCUCCCCGCGGCGGCCGGUGACCGGGGAGGGGGAGAGGGUGAGGGAGAGCCGCGGGAGCAGACGCCCGGUUUACCGGACGCCGCCGACGACGACGACGAGAGGAGGACGCAAAGUCCCGCACGUGUACACCGAGGAGCCUCUGGUCCUGCGGAGCCCGGUCCCGGUCCCGGUCCCGGGGGGCACGUGCAGCACCGGGACCCCGGAGCGGCCCCCGGGGCACGGCCGCCCCCCCGCCCCCGGGAGGAGGUCCCGGCGCUCGGUGUCCAGGGCCCGGCACGUGCAGCUGCUGCUGGUGGCCGACCCGUCCAUGGCCAAGCAGUACGGCGCCGCCCUCCGGCACUACCUGCUGACCCUGGCGGCCAUCGCCUCCCGGCUGUUCGCCCAUUCCAGCAUCGAGAACCCCGUGCGGCUGUCGGUGGUGCGGGUGCUGAUGCUGAAGGAGGGGGGGGCAGGAGCAGGAGGAGGGGGUCACCCGGCGCUCCGGGUCAGCAAGAGCGCGGCCACCACCCUCAGGGAGUUCUGCAGGUGGCAACACCUGCACCUGCACCUGCCCGGACAGCCCCGGGGCAACGGCACCCGGUCAUCACCUCCACCGCCAUCUCCAUCUCCAUCACCAUCUCCGCCACCGCCACAGCACGACGCCGCCAUCCUCUUCACCAGAGAAAACUUGUGUGGGCACAACUCGUGCGAUACCUUGGGAAUGGCGGACGUGGGCACAAUCUGCUCCCGGGAGCGCAGCUGUGCGGUGAUCGAGGAUGAUGGACUCCAUGCGGCUUUUACAGUGGCUCAUGAAAUCGGGCAUCUGCUGGGACUGUCACAUGACGACUCUAAGUUCUGUGAGGAGACGUACGGCCUGACCGAGGACAAGAGGCUGAUGUCCUCCAUUCUGACCAGCAUCGAUUCCUCCAAGCCCUGGUCUAAAUGCACCUCCGCCACAGUGAGCGAGUUCUUCGAUGAUGGCCACGGAGACUGCCUUCUGGAUGCUCCUCAGAAUCCCCUACGGACCCCAGAGGAGCUGCCGGGGCAGAGCUACGACGCAGUCAAGCAGUGCAAGCUGGCCUUUGGGCCGGAGUACACCGUGUGCCCCGGGAUGGAUGUGUGCUCUCGCCUGUGGUGCGCCGUCAUCCGCAAGGGGCAGAUGGUUUGCAUGACCAAAAAGUUGCCCGCGGUGGAGGGGACACCUUGCGCAAAGGGCAGGAUCUGCCUCCACGGCAAAUGUGUGGACAAAACCAAGCGGCGCUACUACUCGGUCUCGGCCAACGGAAGCUGGGGGUCCUGGGGUUCCUGGGGGCCAUGCUCCCGCAGCUGCGGAGGCGGUGUGCAGUUUUCCCAUCGGCACUGCAACAAUCCGGCGCCUCGGAACAACGGGAAGUACUGCGUGGGCAAGCGUGCCAUGUACCGAUCCUGCAACGUCAAGUCGUGCCCACAAACCGGCAAAUCCUUUCGUCACGAGCAGUGCGAGGAGCGGAACGGUUAUCAGACCAAUGCCAAAGGAGCCAAGACAUUUGUGGAAUGGGUUCCAAAGUUUGCUGGCGUCAUUCCAACCGACAUGUGUAAACUAACCUGCCGGGCCAAGGGCACGGGUUAUUACGUGGUGUUUUCUCAGAAGGUGAUUGACGGCACUGAGUGCCAGCCCUACAGCACUUCAGUGUGUGUGCGGGGACGUUGUGUACGGACUGGCUGCGACGGCAUCAUAGGCUCCAAGCUCCAGUACGACAAGUGUGGCAUGUGCGGGGGGGACAGCUCCACCUGCAUCAAAGUCGCCCGCACCUUUACAAAGAGAAGCAUUGGCUAUACAGACGUGGUGAAGAUCCCCGCCAAGGCAACGCACAUCAAAGUCCGUCAGUUCAAGCCCAAGGGGCAGCACAGGUUCACGGCCUACCUGGCGGUCAAGCGUAAGAACGGGGAAUACCUCUUCAACGGCAAGUACAUGAUCUCCACCUCCGAGAACAUCGUGGACCUGAACGGGACGGUGCUCAAUUACAGCGGCUGGAGCCAGCGGGACGACCAGCUCCACUCGAUGGGCCCCGGGGCAUUGAGGGAACCUCUGAUUGUCCAGAUCCUGGCCACCGAUCCCGGGAAACCCUUGGACGUCCGCUACAGCUACUUCAUCCCCAAGAAGCAAGCCUCGGAAGCUGAGGGGAAUUCCAUUGGGUCGCUGACCAAAGUGGGGGCCAGGCAGACCCACCAGGUCAAGUGGAUCACGGGCCCGUGGCUGUCCUGCUCGCGAACGUGCGACACAGGCUGGCAGACCAGGACUGUGCAAUGUAAGGACUGGCGGUCCAAGCUGACCAAGGGGUGCCCACUGUCCCAGAGACCCUCGGCCUUCAAGCAGUGCUUUUCGAGGAAAUGCUAAAGAGUUUUAACGGACUCCUGUCUUUUUGGUCGUGUUUCGUUUGCUCUUUUGGUUUCAUUAUAUUCCAUUCCGUUCGUUCCCUGUGUGUCCAGAGAUCUGGCGACGGAUGGAGGGCU